Messenger RNA from Chanos chanos (milkfish), 2555 nucleotides. RefSeq names its product phospholipase A2, group XV (gene pla2g15). The transcript has 6 exons. The coding region runs from base 289 to 1530 and encodes 413 amino acids. Lineage: Eukaryota; Metazoa; Chordata; Actinopteri; Gonorynchiformes; Chanidae. Gene Ontology annotation, biological process: lipid metabolic process. The record is from RefSeq and is a predicted model, not a curated record.
ACCGCUGUGCUUUUAAUCGUUGAUCAUGUGGCGUCACUCUGAUUUGGUGACCCAGCUCCUCCCCCUCUAGGUCGAUUUUGUCCGUCAGUAUUUAGUCCAGGCUGAACUGUGGGAAGUUACAUCCACGCUUUGGUGUAACGUCGUUCAUUCGUUACCAUACAUACUCACCAUCGACCAAUUAUUGUUGGUGGUAAUUGACUUCCCUCUUCUGUCAGCAGUCGAGGUAAAUCUAGAUGAAAACUCAAACUAGUUUCUUCAUGUCAGCAGAGGUAUGAGCCAUUUGACGAGAUGGCGUCUUGCCAUCAGUUGAUCCUCGCGUUGGUCCAGCUGUGUUUGUUGGUGUUAUUCGUCAACUGCAGAACUUUAAAUAAGUGCUCAGAUGGAAAUCUAUGCUCGGAUCGUCCCCCUGUUGUUCUGGUUCCAGGAGACCUCGGGAACCAGCUGGAGGCUAAACUGGACAAACCCAGUGUGGUACACUACAUCUGCUACAAGAAGACGGAGGAGUACUUCACAGUGUGGCUCAACCUUGAGCUGCUUGUUCCAGUGGCCAUCGACUGCUGGAUAGAUAACGUUAGGCUUAUAUACAACCGCACUACAAGGAGCACAGAGGCCCCACCAGGAGUGGACAUCAGAAUGCCUGGAUUUGGACAGACCUAUAGCCUGGAAUACCUGGAUCCUAGCAAACGCAGCGUCGGUAUGUACUUUUUCACCAUAGUGCAGGCACUGGUGGACUGGGGCUACACUAGAGACGCUGACGUGCGAGGAGCCCCUUACGAUUGGCGGAAGGCUCCAAAUGAGAACAAAGCCUACUUUUUGGCUCUGCAGAAGAUGAUAGAGGAGAUGGCGGAAAAGUACGGUGGCCCAGUUGUCCUCAUUGCUCACAGCAUGGGAAAUAUGUACACGCUCUACUUUCUCAACCAGCAACCGCAAGCAUGGAAAGACAAAUACAUCAAAGCCUUUGUGUCUUUGGGUCCACCAUGGGCUGGUGUGGCCAAAACGCUCAGGGUCGUAGCCACUGGUGAUAAUAACCGCAUCCCAUUGAUCAGCCCACUGAAAAUUCGCUCGCAGCAACGCUCGGCUGUCUCCACCACGUGGCUGUUCCCCUACGCCCACACCUGGCCGUCCGACAUGGUCCUGGUCUCGACGCCAGAAGCCAACUACACGGUACGCGACUACAAACGUUUUUUCACAGACAUAGACUUCGAGGACGGCUGGGAGAUGAGGCAGGACACGGAGCCCCUGGUGAAGGCGCUUGAGGCGCCGGGGGUGCCCGUUCACUGUUUGUACGGCACCGGGAUCCCAACGCCGCAAAGCUUCAGCUACACGUCGUUCCCCAACGGAGAACCCACCGUCUUUAACGGAGACGGGGACGGGACUGUCAACCUCCUGAGCGCGGUGCAGUGCAAACGCUGGAUCGGCCAACAGAAGCAGCCGGUCCGCCUGAAGGAACUGCCCGGGACCGAACACGUGGCCAUGCUCCUCAACUACACCACCGUUGAAUACAUCAAAUCCGUGCUGUUCUCCCCCUGACGGCGUGCGCUUUCAGAAGCAUGAAGUGCUGGAAAUUUUUUGUUCCCGUUUUACGCGUGUGCAGGGAAUAUCUGUGGUUGAGAAUUCUGUGUUACAAAGGGGGAUGGUGUUUAAUUCUGUUUCAGUUACAGAAUGUCCCCUCUAAAGUGAAAGCCUGUCCACUUGUACACUGGUUCAGCUAGACGGCAGUGUGGUUAUCAGUGGCCUGGAUUGUGAAUGAAAGCUGAAAAGUGCUAAAAAGUGCCAGUGCACAGUGAACCACCUCGUCCAAUCUUAUGUACAAUCAAAAUAUCAAAGUGUCAUUUAAUAUUUUAAAAAUGUUAUUUAUUUAUUUCUUUUUUUUUUUUCAUUGCCCAUAUAUUUUUACCUAGAGAUUUUAGAUGGAAAAGAUGGAGAUUUAGAUGGAGAUUUUACUUGUGCCAUGUGAUGAGCGGUUUUAUCACCUAACACAUGUUGCAUGUUGGUUUAAUCUACAAAAUGGUUGUCCUCAUUUUAUUUCUGAGAGAUUAUUGUUUUCUUAAUUACAGUGGGUUUAUUGUGCCUGAUCUUGAUGUUUUCUAAUUUAUGUUAAAAAUCCACUUUGAAGGUGACUCUAAAUGAGACAAAAUUUUUAUUUUUCCUGGUCCUUUUUUUCUAUGAAUUAUAUUUAGUGGUUGUAACAUUGAUGUUUGACACAGAAGUCAACUGAUUGGAAUGUUUUCGUUUUAAACAACUCAAUGAUGUUGUGAGGAUUUAGAUUUACCAGUAUUGAUUCUGUUUUAUGUAUUUGUUCUACCAAGGGGCCUUCCUUUUACGACAGGAGGAAUGAUAUGAAUUUGAGGGAAACUUGAGUGAUUGUGUGUUGUGUUGAACACAGUUCUUGGGCUGAACUUUAAUGGGUGUCUGACCUCCUGCAUAGUUAUUUAAAAUUACGAUUGUGCCAUGGCCCUGAGAAAACCAAAAAAAAAAAGCAACAACAAAAAGAACUGAUCAGUGUGUUGUUCAUACGUGCCGACUUUUGAAUACAAUGAGAAAUAUUGUGUUAA